Messenger RNA from Schistocerca piceifrons (Central American locust), 4348 nucleotides. RefSeq names its product bone morphogenetic protein receptor type-2 (gene wit). The transcript has 15 exons. Gene Ontology annotation, cellular component: signaling receptor complex; plasma membrane. Gene Ontology annotation, molecular function: transforming growth factor beta receptor activity; ATP binding. Gene Ontology annotation, biological process: protein phosphorylation; BMP signaling pathway; cellular response to growth factor stimulus. NCBI's taxonomy places the organism in Eukaryota, Metazoa, Arthropoda, Insecta, Orthoptera, Acrididae. The record is from RefSeq and is a predicted model, not a curated record. The coding region runs from base 523 to 3789 and encodes 1088 amino acids.
GUGGUGGUGGGUCGUUAGUGCAGAACACGCAGCGGGAUGAGGGAGGUUGUGUAUUGAUGGCAGGGUGUCGUCGGACCGCAAGUGCUCAUAUAGUGACUGGUUGUGAAGAACGAGUGUUUUGUUGAAAAUUAUGUUGCUCAGGAGACUGCCUUUGAUGUGAACUUUGGUAUUGUUUACGGACUAAAUGUCAUUUGUUAUAAGGUUAUGCAUCUGACGUUUGAGUGCAUCUCCACUUUGUAAUUAACGAAACAAAACCUCUCUACUCAGUGAAGGAUACGGCUUACCUGGACCAAACGAUAGCUUUUAACUUACGUUUUACUACAUACGUUUGGACAGUCUGCCGCUGCCAUAUAACGAUCCGUUUGAAGAUGGAUACACAAACCUGAAAGCAGUUAUUGCUUCAAUGAGAAAGUACUGGUUUUGCAACGCUCUAUAAUGGAAAGAAUAUAGAGAUAUAUUAUCAUGGGAUGCAGAUCUGCAAAUUCUGAGCAUCUGCUGCAUUAACUUUUAUGAUGCCAUUACAUGGAAGAGGCCAUUUCUGUUGUUAAUAAAAUGGGUAUUAUUACCACAGCAGUUGCACUUCUUGUACUGAAUUAUGCUAAAGGUCACCAAGUAUAUGAAUCCAGGAUCUGUGCUGAGAAAAAUGUUCAGAUGCACCAUGCACCUGAUUCGCAUGAAUAUUUGAGCACAUUUAAAGCAGAGGAAAAUAGCACACAUACCAACAAAACAUGCGAGAGAUCUACGAAUUUCUGUUACGCGUACUGGGAGACCAACGGGACUGCUGUUACUUUCAUAAAACAAGGUUGUUGGGAGGUUUCUGGGAAGAGUGACUGCAUUCAGACAAAAUGCAUUGCUGACAAACCAUCAGCUGCACGAAACAAUUCAAGAUUUUGCUGCUGUUCAGGCAACUUGUGCAAUGUGAACUUCAUUGAUGAUUACGUUAUGCCCACAGAGGAUAUUACUACUGCCCUGUCACGUGCUACAAGUUUAAUGGAACCUGCUGACGAUGGAUAUCGAACUAUUCUGAUUGCCUUAGUUUGUGGCCUUGUACUAGUGUUAAUUUCUGUGGGUGUUGGAGUAAUCGUUUUGUGGAAAAUACAUGAAGCCUCUAUUUACAAGCAGACAGCUGAUGCUGUUCAUCUUAUGGACAAUGGAAGUCCAGGAAAUUACCAAUCCGACACCUAUGCCUUGGAACACCUAAAAAUAUCCACAAUUGUAGGCCAGGGGCGAUAUGGAUGUGUGUUUAAAGGAACAUUGCUUGACAAGGAAGUUGCUGUAAAAAUAUUUCCAGGCCACCACAGACAAUACUUUCAUAAUGAACGUGAUAUCUAUUGCUUACCAUUCAUGGAUAAUCCUGCUUUGUUAACAUAUUUUGGGUCAGAUGAACGUGUGAGUGCUGAGGGAUACAUUGAUUACUUGCUGGUGCUUUCAUAUGCCACAAAUGGCUGCCUUCAGGAUUAUCUCAGGAGUAAUUUGGUGGACUGGAAUUGUUUAUGUAGAAUGGCACUAUCUGUUGCAAAGGGUCUAGCUCACCUACACACAGAUAUCCGUAAAGGAGACAAAUUUAAGCCAUGUGUAACACACCGUGAUCUCAACUCAAGAAAUAUUCUUGUGAAAGCAGAUUUAUCAUGCUGUCUUUGUGACCUGGGAUUUGCCAUGAAGAUUUCUGGUUCAAAGUAUUUUUACAACGGUGAAGAGCAGCAUGCAGAAACAAAAUCGAUCAAUGAUGUUGGCACCUUACGCUACAUGGCACCAGAAGUAUUAGAGGGAGCAGUGAACCUUAGAGAUUGUGAAUCAUCACUAAAGCAGAUAGAUGUGUAUGCAUUAGGAUUAGUGCUAUGGGAAAUAGCAACACGGUGUGCAGAUCUAUAUCAGCUUGGCACCUCUGUACCUCCUUAUAGUAUGCCUUUUGAAGCUGAAGUUGGUCACCAUCCAACAUUUGAACAGAUGCAGGUGCUUGUCUCUCGACACAAAGCUCGUCCUUUGUUUCCGGAGGGGUGGCGUGACUGGGCUGCUGUGAGGCUGUUGAGAGAAACAAUAGAAGACUGCUGGGACCAGGAUGCAGAGGCAAGAUUGACUGCCCUCUGUGUUGAAGAGAGGAUUCAAGAACUGCCAUCACUUUGGGAUCGCAUGAGAGCAGCUAUAACAACAUCAGGAAUGAGUCCUACUGUCAAUCCUACAGUCAAUCCCACGUUCACAUCUACAACACUGAGUCAGCUACCUGGUGUAGUUCGGACUACCAAUAACAAUAACAACAGCAGCAGUGGCACCAAUACCAACUAUAACUACAAUAAUAAUUCAAGUAACAUGGGUCAUAUGAUCAGUUCUGGUUUACAUGAGAAGCAACUACCAGAUUCUCUGGAAAAUACUGAUUAUUCUGUUAAGUCGGGAAGUGGAACUUGUGGCAAAGAUGCCUGCGAGUCCAAUUUGUCUGAAGGCACUAUUGAAACUACUGUGACAAUAUCUCCUUCAGAUUCUCAUGGAGAGUCUUCAUAUAAAAAUUCAAAUCAGACAUUUGUUCCACCCGGAGGCACGCACACUUUUCCUUUGUCUUCUGGGCUAACUUCUUCAGUGCAACAUCAGAGAGCAUCACUGCAGCCAUAUCAAGGACGAAAUCCAUGCAUGGAGAGGAAUCUGAUGCUGACAGCACCUUCAGACGAGGACUUAGCUUGUAAUGGAAAUACGUUAGUUGACAGGUCUUUCAAGCAUGCUUCUGCUAGUAAUUAUUUAAUAAACACUGCAUUGUAUGAGCCUCAGGCACUUGUUUCACAUGAUUAUCUUAGUACAUCACAGUUGACAGCUGGUAACAAUAGCAUAAGACCUGCAACACCCAUUCCUUAUGUGCAAAAUGCUGUCUAUGACACAAAUUCUACAUGUACCGGAAUUCCAAAACAACCCAAUAUUCCUGGAAAUGGCUCAGCUGUUGUUGAUGGUGUAACACAUACCAAAAGUUCACAUUGGUCAAACUGGGGAAAAGGUAGUAGUAGAUGGGAGGGAUUUAAAAAAUAUUUGGAUUCAAAAACAAAAUCACUUUUUGGCAUGUCAAAGGAACGAGAAGCCCAUACUGUUGAUUCAGGGAAUACUGUUGUAAAGGAAUUUGAUGAGGUGGAUGACGAUGUGAAAUCUAACUUAUUAGCUCGCCAAACUUCGGUUACUGUAGCUCCUUUAUCAAAAAGAUCCCCAGUAUUAAUGGAAACAAAGGUUUGUGUUUCACCACCUGAUAAACUUGUGAAUGGUGUUAGUACAAAUACUGGUGUAGUUACAUCUGUAAUGUCACCAUUGAUCUCAACUACAAAUAGAAAUGACAAUGAAAAUAAAGACAGCAAAGUGACAAAGAGUCAGAGACCAUGUACAUUAGCACUGACACCUGCAAAACCAACAAUGGUGUGUGAAGAUACGUCUGUUGCUGUGUCUCGCCAGAAUCUCAAGGAACAGAUCCAUCAAGUUUUCCGCAACAGAAGUAAUGAAAAUGCAUCUCGUUUAAAGGACCCAAAUUUAAGGGUGAAGACUCCUGGUGAUGUUCCACCUUCUGUUAGGAGAAACCGUGGUAAAGGAGGUACUGCACGGUUUUCAUUAUAUGAUGAUAGAAUGAUGAUUACUAAAGAAUUCAGUAAAACUUCAUGUGCAAAUACAGAUCUGAAAACUAAUAGCAGUCAAAUUUUUUCAAGCUCAGUACCAACAAACAUUGACAUUUCUUGUAGUUCAGAGAUACUUGAAAAGGUUGUGCCCUAUUCCUUGCAGAAUGACAGAAAACUGAAACUUAGAAGUAAUGACGCAUGUAGCUGCUAAAACUGUUGAUAAAACAAAAGAUAUUGCAAUUGUGAUAUUAUAAGAGCUUUCAGUAAAUUGUACUUUUAAGCAAGUUUUGGGCUGCACAAAAGUUUCUGGCAACGUCAGGAGCUUUAUAUUUAGGUAACUUAUGGGCUGUAUAGAAGUUUCUGGCAAUGUCAGGAGCUUUAUAUUUAGGUAACUUAUGGGCUGCAUACAAGUUUCUGGCAAUGUCAGGAGCUUUAUAUUUAGGUAACUUAUGGGCUGCAUACAAGUUUCUGGCAAUGUCAGGAGCUUUAUAUUUAGGUAACUUAUGGGCUGCAUAGAAGUUUCUGGUUGUGCCAGGAGCUAAAUAUUUUAAGAAACUUUUGGGCUGCAUCAAAGUUUCUGGCAAUGCCAGGAGCGUGAUACAUAGUGAGGAUCAUUACUUGUAAUAUAGUUGUAACUUCCAAAGAUUUAAGUAAGGCCUCCUGUGAUUAAUGAAAGAAAGGUACUGCAUUGUUUUUCUUUAUAUUUGCUAAGUUUCUUCAGAUCUCCAGUGAAUAUUUCAUUUUGUCUGUAGCACUUGGUUUUAUCAUUA